Messenger RNA from Dunckerocampus dactyliophorus (ringed pipefish), 10109 nucleotides. It is a transcript of the gene dusp23b, whose product is annotated as dual specificity phosphatase 23b. Gene Ontology annotation, biological process: cilium assembly; protein dephosphorylation. The transcript has 3 exons. The record is from RefSeq and is a predicted model, not a curated record. The coding region runs from base 317 to 772 and encodes 151 amino acids. Gene Ontology annotation, molecular function: protein tyrosine/serine/threonine phosphatase activity. Lineage: Eukaryota; Metazoa; Chordata; Actinopteri; Syngnathiformes; Syngnathidae.
AGUUUCCUAUAUGAAUCAGUCGUUUGUAAUUGUAUGUCCUGGUCGAAUGUCGACUGCACGUCUACAAAGUGUGCAUAACAGCCCAUCUUCCUCAUUCUGCAUGAUAAGACCUCCAUGUUUAAAAAGGGCCAUCAGUGUCUGUGCCCCUCCUCCCAACUCGGGGGUGGGUCCACAGUUCCGGCAAGACUUCCCACCACGCUGUGCCUGGUUAUGUAACACGUGCUACAAUUAGUAGAGCAGUAGAGCUAGUAGAACUUCAUCUUCGUCGUCGCCAUCCGUGACGUGAGGAACAUCCAGCCUUGUCCCACCAAAGCUAAUGGUAUCCACUGCUCCAAACAACUUCUCCUGGGUGGACCCGGGAAAAGUGGCCGGACUGGCUGUGCCCCGGAUGACGGCAGAGUACCAGUACCUGUUGGACAAUGGCAUCAAGCAUCUGGUGUGCCUGUGUGAGCGCAAGCCCAACAAUUACGACACGUGUCCACGGUUGCAGCUGCACCACAUCAAGAUGGCAGACUUCACUGCGCCUUCGCCCAGUCAGAUCGACAGGUUCCUCGCCAUCGUGGAGGAGGCCAACGGCAACGGAGAAGGCGUGGCCGUCCACUGCAUGCACGGCCACGGCAGAACGGGGACCAUGCUGGCCUGCUACCUGGUCAAGACGAGGAAGAUGUCCGGCAUCGACGCCAUCAACGAGAUCCGCAGACUCCGCAAGGGCUCCAUAGAAACCCACGACCAAGAAAAGGCGGUGGUGCAGUUUUAUCAACGUGUGAAAUAGCUUUGUGCCUGUCAGCUGAUGUUUACGUUAGGUGGGGGUGUCCCAACCUUUCCCAGCAAGGGCCACAUAGUCGAACAAUGAAAGCAUGCAACUUUGCCAUGUUGAUAUUUUAGGGUAAGGGUAAGAUAUGCUCACACUUUCACCUCUGCUUUGUCACCUAGCUGAAACAUUAUUAUUAUUAUUAUUAUUAUUAUUAUUAUUACUACGACUACUAUUGACUUCACAUUGCUCUUUUUUCCCCAUCUUGCUGGUUCUGUAAAUGACAAAUAAUUUCUUCAAUAAUUUUUGCCAUUUUCUUGUCCUAAUAUUAUCACUUUUUUUGUGUUGUUUUUCAUAAUAUCACAGCUUUAAAAAAAAUAACAUUUUUCUUUAAAGAAAAUUUGCAGUGAUCAUUUCACUGAUGACUGCUGUAAAGGAAGGCCUUUGGAUGCUAGGAUGCUAUUCCUGACGCUAUGCUACACAGGAAGGGACAAAACCAAGCACAUUAAAGUUGCACACGAGAGGAGGUCAUAUUUCCACAUUGGAUUGUAAACGCCGCCAUAGUGAGGAUAAGCAGCAUAGAAAAUGGAUGGAUGUUGACGGUGGCGGCAGCGGCAAAUAGACACUAAAACAGGCCCUUUACGCUCAUUCCAAAGUGUCAUUGAAGGAUAAGCUCUUUUACACUUACCAUUCCCUUCAUCUCCAUGUCUCGUCCUCGUCAGACACGCUCGUUUCAUCACCGGUCAUGUGAUGACAGCUGCCGGAAACGCCCUUUUUCUAUACAUGUCAUUUUUACCAAUUUACGUUGGCUUUCAAAAAACCCACAAUGUAGAACAUAAUUCCAUGCUUGCGUGCCUCGUGGGCGUGGCUGUGCUUUGCUGCGUGCGGGGCCUGGUUGGUUCUCUUGUGGCCGCUGUGGUGUGGCGUGUGGGCGGCCGUGGUGGCGUGGUUCCUGCUGUUCUGGUGAUGGCCGGGGCUGCCUUUAUUCUCCUAAAGUCAUUAGAAUGACUUUUCCUACUCCUAUUAUUAGACUUUAUUCUCCUAAAAUGACAGCUGUUUUUUUCAAUGUUUGCUUUGCAUUUUUCCAAAUAUUUUCUGACAGUUCUUUUCGUAAUACAGUUUGAUCAAUGCUCACUCCCUCGCUAGAAAUGAAUGAAUGAAUGAAGGCUGCUUGGUGGUACAUUACGGUCUAUCAUUUGUCCAAACAUGGAAACACAAGUGAUCACCACGGGGCAGCAAUGUCACAAAACAUUGAUGAGCCAUUAGCUUACAAGACAUUAGCUUAACAUUGCAUGAAGUCAUGGCAUGGCAUGUCCCACAUAAGAGUGGAAAAAAGGUCCUCCUCCCACUCCGUGUGGAAGUGGUACGUUUUGGGCUGCUUAAGUUCAGAAGAAAUACAUUGUUAGAUUUCCAUACAUUUCUAUAUUAUUUGGCCUUUAUCCUCAUAACAUUUUAUUUUUCCGCAACCUAGUGUUCCAAAAAUGAGAACUAUUUGUUGUUUUGUUUCUCAUAAUAUUACGACUUAAAAAACCCAAACAUGUUUUUUACUAUGUCAUGUUUUUUCUUUAAUAUUAGUUUUCGUGUUAAACGCUACUUCGACUGUGGCGGGCCACUAAAAAGAACAGGCCAGGCCACACUUUGGACACCCCAGUAGUGAGCGAUGCUAAAGUCAAUCGCUCGCUACUUGAGUCUGUGGCAUCAGCAUAAUGGCAUGCGUAGUUUUACUGCGUAUUGCCAAACUGUACACGUCAUUGGGACACCCAAAGCUUCCAGCACGGUUUAUGUGCUUGAUGGCGGAGAAAAGAGACGCUGGCACUCCUUGAAUGUGAGCUUCUCUGGAGCCGUGUUGUCGUGCAGGUGGCUGUGGAUCAACACAAUACUUGACUUUUACCACCGGGACACAAACAAUAACCUCACUUCAUCUUCCUAUGUCAGGAACUCAGCACUCACUUUUGAAACAGCGGGGUGCCGUGAAGGCAUUCGCCUGGUCUGGGAUCUGCCAAAGAGUGAUAAGACAAAGGAUAACCAACUGCGCUUUCUCAUGUGUAUGAAUGACUCUUUGCCACACAGCUUUGUCAUGGAUCACCUUUUGUCUCAUCCUUUGGGACGGGAAGGCUUUUAGUCUUCUCUUUGAAAUUGCUGUCUGGGUUUCCUGGAGCGGUUCUCUCAUUCUAGAGGAAGACGUCACAUAUUAUUAUUAUCAUGCAUGCACUUCAUUAUGUCUCCCAAGCUGCAGUGCGCCAAAGAAAAGGAAAGCCAUGGCUACGGACAUGAAAAUGAGCAUCAUAAAAAGCUCCUCGUUAAGGAUAAAGAUGAUUGAAUGCUCGAGGGGUCAUGGAUUCUGUGCACUGCUACAAGGAGAUCUGUUUUUUCUGUAGUUUGUCAGAAUGAUGACUUUAGAAAAUAAAAAUGGCAAAUAAUAGUUUUUUUUCCAGUUGGAUCACUUCUUUCUCGUAAUAUUAUGACUUUAUUGUUCUAUAAAUGUUUCAGCUUUGUUAGUAAAAGUGAGAUGUUGGAUGUUCCCACUUAAUGAUCUCCGUAAGGUGACAGCUUUUCUUUCUCGUAGUGUAAAUUUAUUCUCCUCAUAGAACUUCAUUCUUUGUUUUAUCUUUUGCUUCUCAUAAUAUGAUGACUUAUUUUUUCUGAAAUAUUUCAACCAUUUGCCUCUAAGAAUGAUCCCCACCACCUCCCCCAUAAGAUGACAAACGUUUUUUUGAUAAUAUGACUUCAUUCUCCCUACCCGGGACGCGACCUCGUUUCCUAAAAUGUGCAACUUAAUUCCUUGUUGUGUUUUGUCUCAUAAUAUUGUGACUUCAGAAAAUAUAUUUUUUUUAAAUAUUUCAACUUUCUGCUUCUAAAAAUGACAUGUUUUUCUUCCUUAUUCUCGUGAACAUCUGUCCUUGUUUCCCGAAGAUGACCAUUUUUUGUAAUAUGGUGACUUUCCUAAUCUUUGGACUUGAUUCUGAUCAAACGACUUGCUGUUUUUUCCAGCUGCUGUUGCUGUUGUUUUCUUGUUGAAUCGUGUUUUUAGAAUGUGCCAUCAGCCCGGAGUCUGCUGCACUUUGGACCCCCUUGGUAUGCGGUGGGACUGACUUAGACUACUAAAACUGGACUCGGGUCACAAUCUAGGGGCGGAGCGUGUUUGUAAGCACGGGUAUAAAAGCUGCUGCAGCCACCAAGAGCAGCACUUACGAGUAAAAUGUCAAAGUAGCUAGCCAGUAGCAAAUGAAGUAUUUUUGGCAGAAUAAGAAGGACAAACGGACGCGUCUUGUAGUCCCAUUGCUUACCUGAGCUCUGGUGCCCAGCUGCUGUUUCAUCACCAUCACGUCCGCGUCCUCAUCGUCAUCUCCUUGUUGCCGCCUCAUCUGAAACCGCCAUUCCAGGCUGAGUUUGUGCAGUCGUUGGGCCUCCUCGGCGCUGCGCUCGGCUUUAUCCUCCAGCUUCCUCGCCUCCUGCUCCAGGAGCUCCAAAUCUUGUGGCCUUGGUUUUUCCUCCAGCUUCUCCUGGGCCUCCGUAUGCUCCUGCAGGUCUUUUGGCCUGGUCGGACCGGUGCCCUGCUUGUGUUGGGUCGGAGGUUCUUGGAAGGAAACCUGCUUGGUGGGAGUGAUGCUCACUUGGUGUUUUGCUGGCAGAGGUAGCUUCUUGGCAGCAGGGAUGGGGCAUCCGUAGUUGUGUCGGAGGAUUUCACUCAGCCUCGGUGCCACCACAGAGGAACUCUGCUGGAAGGUGGUGAGCGGAGGAUUGGCCUGGAUGGCGAGUGCCCUGGUGACAGGGAUGUCUACGCGUACGGGCUGGAUGGAAGGCGUUGGUGUGGCUUGUUGUGAGAACGGAGUUCUCCAGACUCGGGUGCAAGUGCCCUGCUGUACCUUGGAUUUGUCAGAGGAGAUGUCUUGGGAGGAGAAGCUGGGCCGAAUUGGCAGCUGUGAGUAUGUUGUGCUUUGCUGGGCACCCUGGCUCUGCCGUGGCUUCUGACGUUUGUCCAGCAGGGGGCCUCCUGUGUCCACACACAAGUUCUCCUGCGAGAGAGCUGGACGCUACACAGGGAAGAUUCCACACAUUCUUAUGCUAAUCUUUUACAUUUCAUGAACAAAGCAUCGUCAUUGUUUAGGACUGGUUUUUAACUUCUAAAAAUGUCAUUUAACAAGAAAACUGAAAAAACGGCAGCAAAAGUGGAAACAUCUGCAUUAAUUUUACAAGAAUAAAGUCAAAAUAGGAGGAGAAAAAAGUUGUACUCCUCUAGAAAACGCAUCAUUUUACAAGAAGAACGUCAUAAUUAUCACCAAGAAAAAUAACCUGAUUUAGUAGCGCGCUAUUAUGACAAACAACAACAAAAAAGUUGUAAUUUAUGAAAAAUUAGGUUGCAGAAAAAGUUGCAAUGUUCUGAAAAUAGUGGAAUUAUUAUGAGAAUUAACUGAUAUUAUGGGAGUAAAGUCAUGAGAAUUAACUCAUGGGAAUAAAGUCAUAAUAUUUUGAGAAUUAAUGUCAUGAUCCGUGUGCUGCUCUGCUGCCCCCUUGUGUCCUCUUGUUGCAGCACAUGCGUGAGUCUGCAGGAGGGCUAAUGGGACACACCUGCAGACAAUUCUUAAGCAGCAGCCACAGCCAGUAACAGUGCAGUAACUGAUAAAGUCCUAAUAUUAUGAGAAUGAACUGAUAAUAUGGGAAUAAAGUCCUAAUAUUAUGAGCAAGAUAGCAUCAUUUUUGUAGCAAGGUGAAAUAUAAAAAAGGCGUAAUAGUAUGAGAAACUAAGAAGUGAAGUCGUCAUUUUUGGAAAAUUAGGUUGUGCAAAAUGUUCCGAGAAUAAAGUCAUAACAUUAUGAAAAAAAACGUAUAAAAAUGAUUUAAGAAGAAAGUUGAAAUAUUUGGAAACUACCAAAGUAAAAAAACAACAAAAAUGGGGAAAAAAAGAGCAAAGAAUGAAGUUGAUAGUAAUAAUAUGUUUUUUCCGUUGUGACAAAGCUGAGAUGAAAUACGUACAAGUUGUGAGCACAUCUGGACCAAAUAUGAAGGUGGCAAAGUCAACAAGUGAUAAGAGGUUGCUUUAGUGCCAUGCUAACAGGGUGGCAUGAUGAUUUACCAUGAAGGACCUUUUGUGUCCUCCUAAAGGCCUCAAACACACUUGGAACAUCUGCUGUGGUUGACUGCGUGCAGAUGUGCGCUUGUCCUGCGAUGUGAGGGCCGGGAGCGUGAAAGAGUCUCUGUGAAGCAUCUAAACAUGGACAGGAGACGCCAUUGUUGUCAUUUCAAACCCUUUCAUCCGUGAAGCAUUUUUAGGAGAUGAAAGGAGGAUGUCAGAGGGGUCACAAGAUUUCGCCACAUUAAAACGGAAUCUCUAUUGAUUUAUUUUUAUGAUUAUAGCAGCGGUUUAUUUGGCGUCAAAAUACUUUUUCUUGUUUAACGUCAAUGGUCAGCAUCUCAAAACGCACCUGCAUUGUUUUGUGACUCAGUCAAAUAAAAACGUUUGUCCAGUCACAUGUUUCCAUUGUACUUUUCCUAAAAGCGAUGUUAAAAUCUCAUCUUGUCCCAAGUGGAGGAGUUGAAGUACCUCGGGGUCUUGUUCACGAGGGAGCUAAGGAUGGAACAUGUGAUGGAGACGAGGGUUGGUGCGGCUUCUGCAGUGAUGCUGACUCUGCAUGGGUCCGUUGUGGUGAAGAGGGAGCUGAGCCCAAAGGCAAAGCUCUCAAUUUCCCCCCCAUCUACAUUCCCACCCUCACCUGUGGUCAUGAGCCUUGGGUAGUGACCCCAAGGACAAGAUGGCGGGUACAAGCGGCCCAAAGGAGUUUUCUCCGUAGGGUGGCUUGGCUCUCCCUUAGAGAUAAGGUGAGAAGCUCAUCCAGGAGGAACUCAGAGAAGACACACUGAACCCGAUGAGGUGGCUCGGGCACCUCCCUGGGGAGGUGUUCAGGUCACGUCCGACUGGUAGGAGGCCUUGGGGACGACCCGGGACACGUUGGAGAGACUAUGUCUCUCAACUGGCUGGGGAACGCCUAGGGACCCGCCGGGAGAGAGAAGAAAGUCUGGGCUUCCCUGCUUAGGCUGCUGCCCCCACGACCCCACCUCGGAAAAUUUUAUCGAGUGGUUAGCAUGUUUUAUCCACCUCAAAAUAAUUAUAAUAAUCUCAAUCUCGUGCAUCAUCUGGAGAUUUGAGAGCGCUUGUGACACCCCCUGGUGGAUAUAUGUUGAACAUUCAUACAUCAGUGGAAAGGUCGGAAGCAGAUUUAUUCCCUUGCACAUCUUCAUCACCAUCAUCAUCUUCAUCCUCCGAGGCGUAACCUGGGGGAAUGCAAAGUAAGAAGAGUGCAGUGAAGAGUCAAGUGUGGGGGAGCAUAAUGGACACCACCCACUGGCCACGCUGGGGUAGGAGCGAUACAACUGUUGGUCGUUGUGCAUGAUCCUUCCUCGCCCGCACCGACCCCCCGGAUGCUGCGGUGGACCCUCAGCAUUGCACUGGAGGAGCUCCUUCCAGUUGGCCCUGCAGUGGCUGCUAUCCUCCCCUUGGGGACGAGAAAGUGGUCAUUUGGUGAGAAAGCGCAGAUGUGCGCUUGUUACCUGCGGCGAUGGCAGCGGUCGGACCACAGAGCAGAGCCCGCAGACCGUGGCGGUCGGCGGCAAACUUUGCAACUUUUAAGGAGACAGCGGGGCCCGUUUGCGUCAUGAUGGCUGCUGCCCUGACACCACAGGAAGCAAACAUUAGGAUUGAGGAAAUGUUCCUCUUUGUCAGGCGGCGCUACCUUUCUUGGCUGAGGCCCAGCAGGCUGUGGCUGUCCACGCUGAGCAGCUGAUCCCCCGCCGCUAACCGACCGCUCUGCACCCAACAUGCAAGGUUUGAGGAGCGGCGGACCUCGGCGUGUGAGGUGUGUCACCGUGACAACUCACCAUGGCGGCCGGUCCUCCCUUGACGAUGGACUUGAUGUAAAUCCCAAGGUGGUCCUGUCCCGCCCCCUGAGGCACAAGUGGAGGAGGAUGCUAAUCAGAUCAGACGUUUGGCAGGAGAGCUGCAACAACGACUUGAUGAUUCAUCGAUGAUCCAAUUCAUCCAUCGCUACUCCUUGAGUCAUUUUCGUCUAAACAUGUCCACAUCCUCCCAUUCCAGUCUUUCAGGUGUGAAUAUUGUUGAAUUUCCUCAGUCGUCCAUGAUGAAAACAAGCUAGAUAAGAUGUUUACACAUCAGCUUUGACUUUGGAAACUGUGAUGGAGAUUUUUGUCUCUUUUGUUGCCGACCAAAGCAGUAACGGUUUGUUUGCUUGACAGUGGUUUGGUCUGUCAAGGCAGGCGUCUUCCCGGCGUGGCCACGUGGUGAACAAUGAAAGGAUGCAGUAUUUAGUAAAGCAACAACGUGUACAUGCAGUACUUCAUCUCAGCUUGGUGGAAAACAUCCAGUAUUUCUUCUUCAAGUACCUUCAUACAUUUGUUGGUAAUAUUAUGACUUUAGAAUCAUAAAGUCAUCAUAAUCAAUAAAUCAUUCAUAUUAUGACAACGCUAUUUUUUGUUUUGUUCCUUUUUGGCAUAACAUUACAACUUGAAAUUAAUAACAUAUUUCUUCUGUAUUAUGCUGUUCAUAAUAUUCCAGCUUUAUUCUAAUAAUAUUUCAGCUUUAUUCUCAUAAUAUUCCAGCUUUAUUCGCGUCGGAAGACAACUUUUCUCUUAAUAUUUAGACUUUAUUUUGGUAAAACUACAGCUGCUUUUUCCGUUUCUGCUGGUUUUUGUUGUCGGUGUUAUAAAGUCAUCAUCCUGACUUUAUUCCCAUAAUAGUUGGACUUUCUUGUCAUCAUGUUAGAACUUUUUCUGCAACCUAAUUUUCCAAAAAUGACAACUUCAUUUUGUUUUGUUUGCGUCUCGUAAUACAACAACUUAAAAAAUAGUCUACUAAAAUGAGAUUAUUUUUCCUUAUAAUAUUAUGAGUUUAUUCUCGUAAAAUUGCGGCUUUUUUCUUGUUAGAAUGCAACAUUUUUUAUUCUCGUAAAAUUAGAGCUCUGUUUUCUAUUUAUGCUGGGGGGUUUUUUCAAAUUUUACAACUAUUUCAACUUCCUUCUUGAAAAAGUUGUUCUGGUAUAUUAUGACUUUAUUCCCAUAACAUUCUAACUUUUUCCCAAACCUAGUUUUCCAAAAAUGACAAUAUUACAUCAUUUUUCUUUCCUAUUUCAUCUUUAUGCUCCUAAAAUGAUGUGAUUUUUUUCUCCUGACAUUUCGAGGUAACCGUCAUAAAACGUUUCUACUCUUCAUAUUGCGACUUUAUUCUUGUAUAAUUACUGCUGGUUUUUCUGUUUUUGUUGCUUUUUAGUUUUCUUAUGUUUGCCACAGGCCGCAAAUGGCCCAUCCUUUGGAACCCCCAUGGUCUGGGGCCCAAGCGACUGCCACAAGUUUGAGAUGAAACGUAUGACCUUGGCAGCCACAAUGCUGACGCCCAAGCUGCUGUGUGGAGGCUUCCUCAGGGUGAAGGUCACGCCCUCUGGCUCUCGCUGGCUUUCCUUUUCAUGAGAAAACAGUCAGUCUGGCAGGACUGCUGGAGGCACGUGGCCGUCUGUGUGUUACCAUAGAUGGACUUCCAGCAGGUGCAGGUGUUUGAGUAAAGAAGACGGUCCAGUCAGCGUCAGGGUUGUGCUGGGAGGUGAACCAGCAGAGGCCUACAGGCGGAAGAAGGAGAACCUCACAGGACUUGGCUUGCUUUAUUGUGUCACAUUGUAUUGCCAGUCCAUUACCUCUGUGGCAAAUGGGCUCCAGGAACUCCCUGAAGCCGGGAGGGAUUCCUCUCACACUGCAGCAGGAGUACCCCCCCUCCGGCAGCAGGAAGGGCAGGCGGAGGUGAAGGCUCUCCUCCAGCUCGACGUCUCGUCCUUCCCGCUCGAUCUCUGCAUCCGCAGACGCCUUUGCGGCCGUCACCACGGCAUCGAUCAAAUCCUGCGGCAAGACCGUGACAAUUACGUCAGAGAAUACACGCCCACCUCCACGAACCACCUGUGUGCCCCCCUGAACAGGCAUGACCAAUCAACUUCCAUCAAAUCCAACUCUUACAAUAUUACAACUCAAUGCUACGUCAAGCCAAUCCAAAGCAUUUUUACUCCGUUUAUUCUUGUAAAAUCACAACUUUUUUCACAUCAUAUUUUUACUUUUUUUCCAACUAGUUCAACUUCCUUCUUGUAUUUUUUAUUUCUCGUAAUGAUGACUUUAUUCCCUUCAUAUUUGGACUUUUAUUCUUGUAACAUGAUGACUUUAUUGCCAUCAGUAUUUUUUUCUUGAAUAUUUCAACUCUAUGCAACUAAAAUGUGAUUAUUUUUCCUUAUAAUAUUAUGAGUUUAUUCUCAUGAAAUUGCACUAUUUCAACUUAGUGGUUAGCAUGUUGGCUAGUGCUUAGCACGUUGGC